Messenger RNA from Hyaena hyaena (striped hyena), 608 nucleotides. It is a transcript of the gene DNLZ, whose product is annotated as DNL-type zinc finger. Gene Ontology annotation, molecular function: protein-folding chaperone binding; zinc ion binding. Gene Ontology annotation, cellular component: mitochondrion. The record is from RefSeq and is a predicted model, not a curated record. Gene Ontology annotation, biological process: protein import into mitochondrial matrix; protein stabilization; protein folding. Lineage: Eukaryota; Metazoa; Chordata; Mammalia; Carnivora; Hyaenidae. Bases 7 to 522 code for a protein of 171 amino acids. The transcript has 3 exons.
GGCGGGAUGCUGCGGGCCGCGUUGGGGCGCGUUGGGCCGCUGCUAAGCCGCACGCGGCCCCGGGGACCCAGCCUGAGGUGGCUGUGGGGACGCGGGGCAGGCCCGGAGGCCGCGGGGAGAAGGCGGGCCGGCGUCUGCAUCUGGGGCUGGCGGCGCUUGAGCUCGGAGCCGGGGCCCGUGUCCGCGCACUACCAGCUUGUCUACACUUGCAAGGUCUGUGGGACUCGGUCCUCCAAGCGCAUCUCCAAGCUAGCCUAUCACCAGGGCGUGGUCAUUGUGACCUGCCCCGGCUGCCAGAAUCACCACAUCAUCGCCGACAACCUGGGCUGGUUCUCAGACCUGGAUGGGAAGAGGAAUAUUGAGGAAAUCCUGGCGGCCAGAGGAGAGAAGGUGUGCCGAGUGGCUGGCGACGGGGCCCUAGAGCUGGUUUUAGAGGCUGCAGGGAACCCCAAAUCCACUGCUGCUCCGGAAGGGAGUGAGGACCAGGAUCCCACUUACCCUGGCAAGUCAGAGCCCAGCUGACCCUGCCUCUGCCUUCAGGAAGAUGCUUCAGUCCUGGCCCCGCCCGGACCUGCCUAUUUUCUAUCAAUAAACAGACGUCACUUGGA